AUGACUUACAUAUACAACCAUAUACCCGGAAUUAUCACUGGGUUUGAACAUACAGGCAGCUUUAGCGACCUGAGGCUAGAUCUAGACUUCGCAUGCUACAUAUUGUCCUGGAGAAACAUUGGUCCUUGUUAUUGGCCUACAAAAGUAUCUAUGGAUGGCUUUUGGCCUCUCCAGAAAGAGCCCUUGGGAUAUAUUGGCAUGAACGGUCAUAGCGGACCACUCAUCAAGGCUUCUGGAAGAGCUGAGUAUGAGGUCUUGGUACCCAUCUAUGGUCUUACUGUGCGAGACCUCGUUACCUCAGUUUUGUUUUGGACACUGACCACAGCAGUGGAUAGGAAGUUCAUCGCCAAACUGGCACCGUGGCCUUAUGGUCAUUACAACGAGGCUGUUUUUGAUGGCCUGGAUGAUAUCAUAGAUGCAAGUGAGACUGGCGACGACGAGUCGGCAGCGAUCACAAGGGUUAAGGGCAAGGCUACCGCACAGUGCGUUGGCAACACAGCCGGAUUAGUGAAGGAUGGUCGAAUGUGGAAUGAGACCGAGAAACGUUGGAACGGACCAACGGUAAGAAUACAACGUGCGGGAAUCCGCAGUCAGGGGAAACAGAAAGAGGAAAGCCACAUUGGUGGCACGAGUCAGACCGAGUCAGAGGUGCGGGACCACAUUGGUGGUCGAAUCAAGAGAGGAACCUCCAGUGCAAUAGGUUCAGCACUGGUACCUGCCAGAAUCACACCUGUAUCACCACCGGCCCAAGCGACUGCACAGACACCUAUUCAAUCAUCAGCUCCAGUACCAGCGAUACCGCCGUCACAGACUCCGACGUAUGAGGAUUUCAUCAAUGUAGACGAGUUACUGCUCCCUCAGACCAUCCAUUUAUCAGAGGACUUGCGCUGGACAGAGCACAGUUCAUCAGGUGAUAAUUCACGCUGGUGCUAUGGCAAUGCCAUGAGGGUGGUUAAGUUAUGGCCAUAUCGACAUCAAUUCAUCACGCAGUGCUUCUUGGAGGCUAUGUUGCGUAUUGGCUUAUCUUACCAGGACUGUCAAAUUAUUGAUUUGGAGUUUACGACAGGAGUGAGAUUCCAUUGGCAUCAUCUGCAUGGCACAUUUGACCACACACCAAAUUUGAGUCUUUCAGAUCUUAGGAAAGUGAUAGGCCACUGUCUGAAGCCCUCCAAGGGUCUGGGCUUCUGUCUUAACAUUGAUGAAGGGCAAACAAGGAUUGCGAGGAUGACAGCUGUGCUUGAUCAAGCAGCAGUUCAGCUCGAUCAAGGACAAGACCAAAUGCUAGUGGCCUUUGAUUUCUACGAAUACUGUCAGAAAGCACUCAAUCGCAAUCUCAACAGGACAGGUGAUGCAGCUGUGAUUAAGCUUUAUCGUAGAAUUGGGUGCCUGCAUGGUCCUCCUCUGAUGGAGAUUCAAGAGGUUGGACAUGAUCUGGGAUACGUCAGGACAACUAAGACCCUUGACUUUUUGAAAAGCUUUCUGAUCUCAAACUCCCCUUCACUUUCCGUGGCCACUUGCUCACACUUAGCACUAGUUCUCAAGUUACUUGAAAUCCUAGAACUGAGGUGUCAUGGUGGACAAUCUUUGUAUGUUUCUCUUUGUCGGCUCCUGGUAGACAACAAGCCAUUGACCAUACCCUUCCACACUUCCAACUGUAGAAUGAAUGGACAACGUCACCCGUUCAAUACCGUGGUAAUAUUUUGUCUUACUUCAAGUCGUGUGAUCACUUGGAUUUUUCAUUGGUUCUUUGCACUCGCCAAUGUUACUUUCACAGGGGGAAGAGGGUCUCUUCACGACCUAUUUCGCAUCCCCCCGAUGGUUCUUCCCCAGGAGGGAGCAGGUACAGCAUGGGUAUGGUUCUCUGCACUCGUCAAUGAUACUUUCGCAGGGGGAAGAGAGUCUCUUCGCGACCUAUUUGCAAUGAUUCUUCCCCAAGAGGGCAAGCAGGGGGAAGAGUCUAUUCACAUCCCCCUGAUGAUUCUUUCCCAGGAGGACGAGCAGGCAGGGGGAGAGUACUGCGAGAAGGGGGAUAGUCUCUGUCCAGCGGUUGUGCCAGCACCAGCGGUGGGAGUGUUAGCAGGAGCAACAACGGGCAAGACGGUAGGAGUGUUAGCGGGAGCAACAACAGGGCAAGACAGUAGGAGUGUUAGCGGGAGCAACAAUGAGCAAGACGGUAGGAGCGGAUGCGAUGGUAUUAGACUACACGAUGAUGAGUUGAUGAUUUACGCUACAUUAGUUACAUACCCUCGCCCAAAAAAAAGACAAGAACAGUUUUCUGCCGACCAAUACCUACACUUCACAAAUUUCUGUCAGCUCUGCAAAUCCAAGAUUUCAACAUCAAUUUGCGGUAACUUUCAGCAAGACUGCAAUGCCAUCAAGCUUGAGCUUCCCACCUGGGUGAGGUCAUUCAAGUUUACUACCGCCUGCAGGAGACUGGGUCCCAUGGCAAGUGCCGUUUAG
This is a messenger RNA of Suillus discolor, 2460 nucleotides long. RefSeq lists its product as uncharacterized. The transcript is spliced from 25 exons. NCBI's taxonomy places the organism in Eukaryota, Fungi, Basidiomycota, Agaricomycetes, Boletales, Suillaceae. The record is from RefSeq and is a predicted model, not a curated record. The coding region runs from base 1 to 2460 and encodes 819 amino acids.